AUGACACUCACACACCUCCCAGUGGAGCCAGUCUCAUUCAAAUUCAGCACGGUAACAGGCUACUUCAUCCAAGACGAGCCAACCACUGACCCAGCCACCUUCGACUAUGCCGCAUUGAAUUUUGGGCUUAUCUCAAGAAUCUAUGACGCCGAACCCGUGGACUGCCAAAGCAGCACCCAAUGGCAACGAUUCGCUCAGCAGAUUCAGCACCUAAAUGACACCGCUGGCCCACAAACCAAGUAUAAAGUGCUCUUCCUCGGACGACACGGCGAAGGUGUGCACAAUGUUGCCGAGCAGAGAUAUGGAACUAAGGCCUGGGAUGAGUACUGGUCACUCUUGGAUGGAGAUGAAGAUGGCACAUGGAUUGAUGCACAUCUCACAGACGUAGGUAUUGCCCAGGCCCGAACUGCUCAUGAUACCUGGACUCAGCAAAUCGCGAACGGCAUCCCGCAGCCACAGUCCUACUACGUCAGUCCCUUGCAUCGGUGCUGCCAGACGGCUCAGGUUACGUUUGAGGGCUGCGAUAUGCCGUUGACAGAUCCUUUUCGACCGCUUAUUAAGGAGCUGCUCCGCGAGACCAUGGGCGAGCAUACCUGUGACCGCCGGUCAAGCAAAUCUGCUAUUGCCGCGGACUUCCCACAGUACCUAUUUGAACCGGGCUUUGCGGAGGAAGAUGAGCUUUGGGACCCUAAGGUCCGCGAAUCAGACGAGCACCGUAACCAGCGACUGCUCGGACUGUUGAACGAUAUCUUCGCCAGUGAUGAGAAUGUCUUUCUUUCUCUGACGGCGCACUCGGGGGCCAUCACAAGUAUCCUGGAAGUGACAGGCCAUCGGAAGUUCCCGCUGGCGACGGGGGCGGUUAUUCCGGUGGUAGUAAGAGCAGAGGAGCGGGUGUGA
Messenger RNA from Penicillium canariense, 897 nucleotides. RefSeq names its product phosphoglycerate mutase family protein. Gene Ontology annotation, cellular component: cytoplasm. The record is from RefSeq and is a predicted model, not a curated record. The transcript is spliced from 4 exons. NCBI's taxonomy places the organism in Eukaryota, Fungi, Ascomycota, Eurotiomycetes, Eurotiales, Aspergillaceae. The coding region runs from base 1 to 897 and encodes 298 amino acids. Gene Ontology annotation, molecular function: phosphatase activity.